GUAGAACCGCUGACAGCUGACUGCAUACGAGAUACGAUUCGUCGCGGCGCUCGACGCGAUGCUUAUUGCUCGAGUCAGCUGAUGAUGAGAAACGGAUCGAGCGAUCCCAAAUCAGCUCUGAAAAUGAGCGAAGCGCCGCCCAAGCUAGCGAAACUUCUACACAUCAGCGCGUUCCUGACUUACGCCUAUACUAUAUAUUACUCUCACACAAAAGUCAAUGUCCCGCUGCCGUAUCCCGAGUUCGCGUAUGCUGGGAAAGCGAAGUACCUCACGCAAUGGAACCUUUAUUUAAGUGGACUUUAUUUCGGACUAUGUGUUCUGCAAAACUUGCUUCGUUCGAAGUCACUCGCCCGCGUCCGUGACUACAUCUUUUGCUCGGUGUCGCUGCCUUCGAGCAUCUUCGUCACCAUCCUCUUCUGGGGAAUAUACGCCGUCGAUCGCGAACUGAUAUUCCCGAAAGAAAUCGAGCCAUAUUAUCCCAACUGGGUCAACCACUGUUCGCAUACGUUAAUCGCCUUCACGGCGAUAAGCGAGGCUCUGCUCUAUUCUCACGGAAUACCAUCGAACCGGAAAGCCCUCCCAGGAAUCCUGGCCUGGUUCGGUUUCUAUCUCGUCUGGGUUCUCUACCUUGGAGUCUCUCGCGGAAUUUGGGUUUAUCAAGUGAUGAGGGUAUUGGAACCCGCAGGUCUGACGGCGUUCUUCCUUGGAUGUACGGUCGCUGUUUUGUCUCUGCAUCUGACGUGUCACGCAUUGCUGCGCGUGAGAGACAGCUUGCUAUCUCCUCAGGCUAAACAGCAGAAAGUGGGCUAAACGAUCAUAUGGGGCGGAAUGAGGGUGCUCAAAUAACUGAGCAGGCGCGAUGUGCUCAUUUCCAGUCUUUCUCUCCGAUUCCCCAAAGUCUCCGAGCUCGGAUCAUGCACUGAUACUUUUUUCAGUUACUCGGUGAGCUCUAGAAUGACAACGUGUUUUUUUUUACAUUAACAAGUAAUAAAAUAGCGAAUGGUCAUGGGGACCAGGAUCACG
This is a messenger RNA of Galendromus occidentalis (western predatory mite), 1023 nucleotides long. Its product is annotated as androgen-dependent TFPI-regulating protein. Gene Ontology annotation, cellular component: membrane; endomembrane system. The record is from RefSeq and is a predicted model, not a curated record. The transcript is spliced from 4 exons. The coding region runs from base 82 to 810 and encodes 242 amino acids. Lineage: Eukaryota; Metazoa; Arthropoda; Arachnida; Mesostigmata; Phytoseiidae.